Messenger RNA from Trichosurus vulpecula (common brushtail), 259 nucleotides. RefSeq names its product small EDRK-rich factor 2-like. Lineage: Eukaryota; Metazoa; Chordata; Mammalia; Diprotodontia; Phalangeridae. The transcript has a single exon. The record is from RefSeq and is a predicted model, not a curated record. Bases 57 to 236 code for a protein of 59 amino acids.
CGUCGGAGAGGAAAGAGCAGACGCCACCGAGUCAGGCCGGAGCCGCUGCCGUCUCCAUGACCCGCGGUAACCAGCGUGAGCUUGCCCGCCAGAAGAACAUGAAAAAGCAAAGCGACUCAGGCAAGGGAAAACGCAGGGAUGACGGGCUCUCUGCAGCUGCCCAAAAGCAGAGGGACUCGGAGAUCAUGCAACAGAAGCAGAAAAAAGCCAAGGAGAAGGAGGAAGAGCCCAAGUAACUCUGUGGCUCAUGCCCAUCUCU